This is a messenger RNA of Mesorhabditis spiculigera, 489 nucleotides long. The record is from the annotation of a GenBank genome assembly. NCBI's taxonomy places the organism in Eukaryota, Metazoa, Nematoda, Chromadorea, Rhabditida, Rhabditidae.
AUGGCUCUCCUCACUGAUCACCGAUUGCCGGGCGUCAUCUCCGAAUUGGUGCUGCAGAAGAAGGAGGAGCACUUCAAGAUCGACCCCGAUGACCUGAGCCCGGAUUACCUCUACAAUACGCUACGAUCGGUUAUCGUUGGCGCGGAAGGAACCGCAUACGAGUUGGUGCUGCCGUCACCAGAGGUCAAAGGGAUGAUGCGUUCACUCAUCGAAGGGAUGAAGCUGAAAAAGGAGGGCAAUUCGACUGAAACGCUGACUCACUACGUCGAGGGCCGAAAUGGUCGAGACCAACACCUGAUCGCGGGCAUUCGCUAUGAGUUUGAUACUGUCGUCUCGCCCGCCUCCGGAAGCUGGAUUAUGUUCAACUAUCAACCAAAAGCUGUCGAAGUCAGGGUCUCGAUGCGCUAUUUUGCGUACAACGGUAUUGCCCUUCUCCAUGAAAACCAGAAAUUCUUGGAAAGCCAACUCCGGCCGGGCAAGGACGAGCUA